Fusarium poae is the source of this 1413-nucleotide messenger RNA. RefSeq lists its product as uncharacterized. Gene Ontology annotation, molecular function: dihydroorotate dehydrogenase activity. Gene Ontology annotation, biological process: 'de novo' pyrimidine nucleobase biosynthetic process; pyrimidine ribonucleotide biosynthetic process. Gene Ontology annotation, cellular component: cytoplasm; mitochondrial inner membrane. Lineage: Eukaryota; Fungi; Ascomycota; Sordariomycetes; Hypocreales; Nectriaceae. The transcript has a single exon. Bases 1 to 1413 code for a protein of 470 amino acids. The record is from RefSeq and is a predicted model, not a curated record.
AUGUCUGCCGCUCUCCUUCGAUCACGAACUGCCGUUUCCGGCACCCGAAUUGCUUCAUCCGCCCGCCCUGCUCUUCCCAAGUCAAACCUCGUUCAGCGCCGCAGCGCCUCGUCCUCUUCAGCCGGUGACGGAGCUGGUCUCAGGCUCGCUCUUUACGGUAGUGCCGCCGCUGCUGUUCUCUACGGCUCUUACCUCUACGCUACCGACACCAGAGCUUUCUUCUACCGAUGGGUCGUUCCUCCGCUGCUGCGUUGGGCAUACCCUGAUGCUGAGGACGCUCACCAUGCUGGCACCACCGCCUUGAAGGUGCUCCAUGAACUCAACCUUAACCCACGCGAGCGCGAUACUACUCUCAACUCCCCUGAACUGGCUGUCAAUGUCUUUGGAACAGAAGUCCAGAACCCAAUUGGUAUCUCAGCUGGUCUCGACAAGGAUGGAGAGGUACCGGAUGCGCUGUUUGACCUUGGAGCCGGCAUUGUUGAGGUUGGCGGUUGCACACCUCUCCCUCAAGCUGGCAACCCCAAGCCUCGAGUGUUCCGUGUUCGUAGCCUCGACGGAAUGGUCAACCGAUACGGUCUCAACUCUCGUGGUGCUGAUGAUAUGGCUAUUCGAUUGAGGGAUCGACUCCGACGAUUUGCUCGAUCUCUCGGACUGACAGAGAGGGACGUUCUCGACGGAAACGCCAAGGUACCACCUGGAAGUCUUCGGGAGGGCCGACUUCUGGCUGUUCAGAUCGCCAAGAACAAGGAAACGGACGAGCGGGAUGAGAAGGCUAUUGCUGAGGACUACGUCUACUGUGUGCGAAGACUUGCACGCUUCGCUGAUGUGCUGGUCGUCAACGUCAGCAGCCCCAACACUCCCGGUCUUCGCGAUCUCCAGGCCACUGAGCCCCUGACACGGCUCCUCAGCGCCGUCGUUGACGAGGCUGCCAAGACUGACCGAAAGCAAAAGCCCAAGGUGAUGGUCAAGGUCUCCCCCGAUGAGGAUGAGGACACACAGAUGGAGGGCAUCGUCGAGGCUGUUCACCGAAGUGGCGUUGACGGGGUUAUUGUCGGCAACACAACGAAGCGACGAGACGGCGUUAUUCCCCCAGGCAUUAAGCUUACUGCUCAGGAGAGACAGAACCUCAUGGAGACUGGUGGCUACUCCGGUCCUGCAAUGUACAGCCGCACACUCGACCUUGUCGGCCGAUACCGCAAGAUGCUAGACAAGCACUCUUUCAAGGCCAGCCUCGGCGCCAAGGGCGGUGCUCAAAAGGUCAUCUUCGCCACAGGAGGCAUCACCAACGGCGAACAGGCACGACAGAUCCUCAAUGCUGGAGCUAGCGUGGCGAUGGUCUACACAGGAUUGACAUAUGGCGGCCCCGGCACUAUUACUAGGAUCAAGCAGGAGUUAAAAGGUGUGAAGAACUAG